This is a messenger RNA of Euleptes europaea (tarantolino), 1411 nucleotides long. RefSeq names its product limbic system associated membrane protein (gene LSAMP). The record is from RefSeq and is a predicted model, not a curated record. The transcript is spliced from 8 exons. Gene Ontology annotation, biological process: homophilic cell-cell adhesion. Lineage: Eukaryota; Metazoa; Chordata; Lepidosauria; Squamata; Sphaerodactylidae. The coding region runs from base 10 to 1062 and encodes 350 amino acids. Gene Ontology annotation, cellular component: plasma membrane.
ACUCCAGCCAUGGUGGGCAGGGCGCAGCCCGACCGCCGACAGUUCCCGCUGGUCCUACUGAGAUUGCUCUGCCUUCUCCCCACAGGGCUGCCGGUCCGCAGCGUGGAUUAUAACCGAGGCACCGACAACAUCACGGUGAGGCAGGGGGACACGGCCAUCCUCAGGUGUUUCAUAGAAGACAAAAGCUCCAAGGUAGCCUGGUUAAAUCGCUCAGGCAUCAUUUUUGCUGGUCAAGACAAGUGGUCCCUGGACCCCCGGGUAGAGCUUGAGAAACGCACUCCUCUGGAAUACAGCCUUCGAAUCCAGAAAGUAGAUAUCUAUGAUGAGGGAUCGUAUACAUGCUCAGUGCAAACGCUGCAUCAUCCCAAGACUUCCCAGGUUUAUUUGAUUGUUCAAGUUCCACCAAAGAUCUCCAAUAUCUCUUCAGAUAUCACUGUGAAUGAAGGCAGUAAUGUGACCCUGGUGUGUAUGGCAAAUGGACGCCCUGAACCUGUCAUCACCUGGAGACACCUCACCCCUACAGCUAGAGAAUUUGAAGGUGAUGAAGAGUUCUUGGAGAUCCUGGGAAUAACGCGAGAGCAAUCGGGCAAGUACGAGUGCAAAGCGGCAAAUGAAGUUGCCACAGCAGAUGUCAAACAAGUCCGAGUCACUGUGAAUUACCCUCCCACCAUUACGGAAUCCAAGAGCAAUGAAUCUGCUACAGGGCGACAAGUUUCACUCAAGUGUGCAGCCUCUGCUGUGCCUACGCCUGAUUUUGAGUGGUAUAGAGAUGACACCAGGAUAAAUAAUGCCAAUGGCCUGGAGAUCAGAAGCACAGGGAGCCAGUCCUACCUGACGGUGGCCAAUGUCACUGAGGAACAUUACGGCAACUACACUUGCGUGGCUACCAACAAACUGGGAAUCACAAAUGCUAGCCUAUUUCUUUACAAGAAAAUAUUGCCCACACUCCCCAAUCCUUUUUCAGGACCCGGUACAGGGAUUGCAGGCAGUGGAUCAAUGUGUCUGGCCGUACCACUGUGGCUGUUGGCGGCAUCCCUGCUCUGCCUCCUCAGCAAAUGUUAAUAACAUCCAAAUUUUAAUAAAGGGAAAAAAUUAAAAAACCCAGCAACAACAAGAACAACACACAAAGCAAAACAAACAAACAAAAAUGUGUCAUACAGGAGACAGAGCAAGAGAGAGAAGGGGGAAAGGACAGUUUCGUUCACAACUUUUGCGUGAGGCGCAACAAAAGGGGGAAAUUUGCAACAAAGAAGAACCAACAACAUUUAUUAUCACAAACUGUCAAGUCACCGAUCACCUAGGAGUACGGAAGGCCAGACGGAUCACUCUACAGACGCUGGAGCCUGCCAAGGAUGCUGAGAUGCUGUAAAAAGAAAUAUCAACAGUGAAAUCACUUUUCUUCUCCUCAUUC